UCUUUCUCAUAGCAAAUUUCUCACUCUCCUAGCAUUUUUCUCUCAUACAAAAUCUCUCUCUCUCUCUCUCUCAUAUCAACUUCUUUCACUUACCCUGACUGGUCCCUUAAUGGCCUUGCGCUCUACCAUCCACUGUGAAGAGAAGGUGGUGGCCCUUAACAAGAUUGGGACAAAAAAUAAUGGCCAUGGCCAUGAAGAUUUCAGGGAAUCAUCUGUUUCGUUCGAGACACCGAAAGAGGGGGCGUACGGCAUCGAGGGUGCGGACGGGAUGGACGGUGCGGACAAGAAGUGUGUGUGGCUAAGAUCACAAUUGAUUGGAAGUAGCACAGAGAUAGACACACCGUUCGGCAAGCGGAUCCUUACGUAUGCUGAUCAUACCGCCUCAGGGAGGGCUCUCGAACAUGUCGAGAAUUAUUUCCAUCACAAUGUUCUUCCAUUCUAUGGAAACACGCACACCAACGACAGCUUCGUAGGGCAGCGCAUGGGGAAAAUGGUAAAAGAGGCAACAAAAUACAUAAAGACAUGUCUGGGCAGUAGCAGUGGCACAGAGGAGAUCCUUCUCUUAUGCGGCAAUGGCACCACUGGAGCCAUCAAAAGGCUCCACGAAGUAAUGGGCGUUGCCAUACCCUCUAGUCUCCGAUCUCGAUACCUCGAAACCCUAAUUCUAAAGCCCGAAGAACGAUGGGUGGUGUUCGUAGGGCCGUACGAACACCACUCCAACCUUCUUUCAUGGAGACAAAGCUUGGCUGAGGUGGUGGAAAUUGGGGUGGAUGAUGAAGGCCUCAUUGAUAUGAACAUGCUGCGUAAAAAGCUUGAGGCGGCAACACGACGAGGCAACAGGCCGAUGCUCGGCUCAUUCUCAGCUUGCAGUAAUGUCACCGGGAUUUGUACAGACACUCGUGCUAUUGCUCGGCUCCUUCAUGAGUACGGGGCAUUCGCCUGCUUCGACUUUGCUGCUAGUGGUCCAUAUGUCAAAAUAGAUAUGCGAUGCGGAGAGUUGGACGGCUACGAUGCGAUAUUCAUGAGCCCUCACAAGUUUGUUGGUGGACCAGGGACCCCUGGAAUUCUUCUCAUGUCCAAGGCCCUCUAUCUGCUAUCUUCACACCCUCCUUCCACUUGUGGUGGAGGCACUGUCUCCUAUGUCAAUGGCUUCAAUGAAGAGGACACUCUAUAUAGUGAGGACAUCGAGGAGAGAGAGGGAGCAGGCACCCCAGGCAUCAUUCAAACCAUAAGAACUGCCCUUGCUUUUUGGAUCAAAGAGUACAUGGGACACUCCCUCAUUGAAUCUAGAGAGCAAGUUCUAUUGCAAAGAGCUCUAGCUAGGAUCUUGCCUAAUGCCAACAUAAGCAUUUUAGGGAACACCCAUGUUAAGCGCCUACCCAUCAUCUCCUUCCUUAUCUACACUACGAGCCUCGAUGGACACUGUGAAAGAGACUUGAGCUCAAAGAAAGACAACAUUUGCAUAUCGAAAGAGAGAUCCAUUAGGAAAGAGAAGCCUCUCCAUUGUAGAUUUGUUGCCAAGCUUUUGAAUGAUCUCUUUGGUAUUCAAGCAAGAGGAGGUUGUGCUUGUGCUGGCCCUUAUGGUCACAUUCUAUUGAACAUUUGCAAAGAGGAGUCUCUCUCCAUAAGAUCAGGCAUUCAAAAGGGUUACAAUGGACUAAGGCCUGGGUGGACUAGGAUCAACUUUGCCUACUACAUAUCUGAUGAAGAAUUUGAGUUCAUCCUUGCAGCCAUGGAGUUUAUAGCGCUCCAUGGCAAACGCUUCUUGCCUCUUUAUCGUUUUAACUGGAUGACUGGAGAUUGGACACUUCGACAGGGUACAUCGAAGGUUGGUGGUAUGGUUGAGAAGAUGUUUCUCUCUUUUGAUAGACUGAGGCUUCUAGUUGCAGGUGGCCAAAUUAGCAGUGAUGAGAAGGAGAGUGUUUUGUUGAGAAACGUGAGUGAGAAUAACAGAGGUUUAGAGCAAAUGUAUGCAGCGUACCUCGACAACGCAAGAUUGUUCGCAAGUUUCCUGCCCGAAUUCCCGACUGAGAGGCGGAUACCGCAGGACAUAGACCCUGACCUUGUACAUUUCAGGGUCUAGCAACAUCUCUCUUUGUCUCUCUCAUAUAAUAAUCAUGUUGAUAUGAUAGAGCCAUUGAUUUAUUAAUAUGUAGAAGAGGAGGCAGGAAAUCCUUGUCUUGCUAGAGAAAGAUGUAUAGGGAGCAGUUCUUGUAUAUUAUUGCGUGCUCUUUGUACUUUUGAAUGUUUUGUACUCAUUGUCUAUUGCUAUUAUAUAGUGAAAUAAUAGAAAGGUCUUCCUAGUUUAAAAUUUAAA
Molecule: messenger RNA, 2317 nt
Organism: Amborella trichopoda
Lineage: Eukaryota; Viridiplantae; Streptophyta; Magnoliopsida; Amborellales; Amborellaceae
Source: RefSeq, a predicted model, not a curated record